Molecule: messenger RNA, 1278 nt
Organism: Chlorella variabilis
Lineage: Eukaryota; Viridiplantae; Chlorophyta; Trebouxiophyceae; Chlorellales; Chlorellaceae
Exons: 7
Coding region: 1-1278 (425 amino acids)
Molecular function (GO): DNA-binding transcription factor activity
Source: RefSeq, a predicted model, not a curated record
AUGCUGGUGCGCAACACGAUGAGCGGGCCCUGGCCCGACGCGCCACCCCCGCCGGCCACGUCCACCCCGCUGGCCGCCAAGCUGGGCGCCUCGCUGCACACCACCCCCGCAUCCAUUCCCGCCCUGCCCCUCAUGUCCCCCGGCGCCACGCCCAGCCUGGGCAUCGGCUUUGGCGGCCUGGCCAGCUGCGGCUCCGGCCAGUCCCUGGAUCACGUCAUGCUGGUGGCCACAGACCCCAUGAGCCGCCACUUCAUCCACUUGAACAUGGUGGAUGUGGAGGUGGAUCAUGAGGCCAUGGAUGCGCUGAUGGAGGUGGAGGGGCAGGCCAGGGGCAGGAGCGCGCAGCUGCACGGCACGCCGCGCCUCGACCUAGCGGCCUGCCUGGGCGCCGCCCUCUCGCCCUGGCCCGUGCCCCUCCUGCACCCGCUCUCCCCAUGCCUGGAGGAGGUGCCGGGCAGCACCGGCAGCGUGGCGAUGCAGCAGGCCGCCGCUUCGUCGUCCGCUGUCGCCGCGGCUGCUGCCGGCGCACAGCCGCAACCUGGCGGCGGGGCGGGCACAACACCAUGUCGCCCCUCAUCUGCCGCCAGCAGCGAGACAGCUGCCAUCUGCACGCUGAGCUCCCGGCGCAGCCUCUCCCAGCAGCUCAGCGACAGCACCCAGGCGCCGCAGCCCAGGAACAAGACAGAAGGGCCGGGCGAGGUGUCGGGCGGAGGCAGUCAAGCCGAGGGCAGCGCCGGCAACAAGGGCGAGGCGCAGCCGGGGGGCCUGACUGUGUCGUUCCUGGAUGACAACGGCUACUUUGACAUGACCCUGAAGGAGGCUGCAGAUCAGCUGGGGGUGGGGGUCACCACGCUGAAGAAGCUGUGCCGUCAGAGCGGGCUGGGGCGCUGGCCCUACCGCGCGCGCUGCUCGCUGCGCAACCUGCGGGACAAGAUGCGGGAGUACUUUUCUUGCGCCCCCGCCGAGGAGCGCGACGCGGCCGAUGCGCUGAUGGAGCGAGAGUUCCGCCGCCUGGCCCACAUGAAUGUGGGGGCCAUAGACGACGCCUUCAAGCAGUUCCGCCAGGCCAUGUUCAAGCUGGAGUUCAAGGCGAGGCAGCAGCUGGACGCCGGCCGCGCCGCCGCCGCCGGCAGCAACCCGCGCAAGCGGCUGCACCCGGCCGAGCCGCACAAGGAGGCGGAGCUGAGCGGCGUGUUCCACGGCGACGCCGCCUUCCGCCAGCAGGCCAUGCUGCACCUGCGCCGCCUACUGAACGCCUGCUCCGACGGCACGUACUGA